This is a messenger RNA of Nerophis lumbriciformis (worm pipefish), 996 nucleotides long. Lineage: Eukaryota; Metazoa; Chordata; Actinopteri; Syngnathiformes; Syngnathidae. The record is from RefSeq and is a predicted model, not a curated record.
AUGUUGCUGUCAAAGUUAGGGUCAUUUUCCCACAUUUGCAACCCUUCGAGCAUGGACCACCUACCAGUGAAAUUACAGCUUCAACCGGUGAAAGUGGAGAAAGAACCAUUCGAAAAGGUGUACCAGGUAGGCUCCGUGCUGGGGAGCGGAGGCUUCGGCACCGUGUACGCCGGAAACAGGCUCUCUGACGGGGCACCGGUGGCGAUAAAACACGUCGCUAAGGAGCGAGUCACCGAAUGGGGCUCGAUUAACGGAAAUAUGGUCCCGCUCGAAAUCCUCCUCCUGAAGAAGGUCAGCUCAUCUUUUCGCGGAGUUAUCAAAUUGCUGGAUUAUUACGAGCGCGCCGACGGUUGGCUCAUGGUUAUGGAGAGGCCGGAGCUCGUCAAGGACUUGUUCGACUUCAUAACCGAGAAAGGCGCCCUGGAAGAGGACGAGGCUAAGGGGUUCUUCCGCCAAGUCCUGGAAGCGGUGCGGCAUUGCUACAGCUGCGGGGUGGUGCACCGGGACAUUAAAGACGAGAACCUGCUGGUGGACCUCCGAACCGGGGAGCUCAAGCUUAUCGACUUCGGUUCCGGGGCCAUACUCAAGGACACCGUCUACACCGACUUUGACGGGACCCGCGUGUACAGCCCACCCGAGUGGAUCCGUUACCACAGAUACCACGGCCGCUCCGCCACUGUGUGGUCGCUCGGCGUGCUUCUUUACGACAUGGUCUGCGGCGACAUUCCCUUCGAGCAGGACGAGGAGAUUCUCAGGGGGAGACUGUACUUCAGAAGGAGGGUUUCAGCCGAGUGCCAGCAGCUGAUCAAAUGGUGCCUGGCUCUGCGACCUUCCGACCGGCCCACACUGGAGCAGAUCGGCGACCACCCGUGGAUGCGGACGACGGCCCAAGCGCCCGAGUCCAGCCCCGAAGAACCCGCCGGUGGCGAAAUCCGCCUCCGGACCAUCGCCAUCGAUUCGUCGUCGAGCACAACUUCGAGCAAGGAGAACUUUUAA